AUGACACAGCCAGACCCAAACUGGAACCCGCCUCGCGGACCCAGAAGCCGCUACCCACACCGACGCGGCCACGUUCAAGCAUCAAGUGAUCCAAACCCCGCCCCACAGAUCCUGCAACCUCAAAGUCAGCAUACUGAGUCGAUUCGGAAUGCGCAGCGGAAUAGCGAUCCAUUCCAAUAUGAUACGCAGACAAUGCCGUACUGGGACGAUGCAAGCGGCGCAAUCCACGAUAUCUCCAAUGCAACGCCUCUAAAUCUAGAUCGAGCAUACGCGAAGAAGAACUUUGCUGGUCAGACUGGAACUACGCAUGGCGAGCAACAGCAACAGCAGGAUCAGGUAACGGGUCUCCAAACGUACGGUCAACACCAAUGGCAUAAUCCGUAUGCUGAGAUUGUGGGCGGUGGACCGUAUGCACAAAAUCCAGUAACCCAUCCAACAUCUAGCCCACCGAAAAAUACAUCUAGGACCGCUAUCAAAGACAACAAGAGCAAUAGAAGGGAUUUCACACCCUACUUCGAUGCCGCAGACCCGCGGAACCACACCGACCUGAAAAGCCCAGAUAAAUACAACUUCCUCGGGACGAAAGACGUGAAUCAAAAGCUGCGCCAGGACACCACCGAUGCUAUCAAACUAGCAACAGAGAAGCGAGGAAAGAGCAAGGCAGAACAGCCAUUACCACCGCUACCUGAACAUGAGCCAAAGACAACAGUAGUAAAGAGGAAGAGCGCGCCUCUUCCCCCUAUUCUACCUAGAUUCGCUUUCGAGAACCCAACAAUAAUAUCGGGGAAGCUGGCAAAGUCUAGGACAGCUUCGGUGAGGAAGAGUGCGGAAACUUCAACCCAAUACACCACCCCUCUUUCCGCGAUCAACGAAGCUCCGUCUCCGCUGAGCAAAGCAAACAAGCGACGAAGUGUCGAUCGCACACCCACGCUCGACCGCGUCCUCGCUCUCCGCGCAGAAGAACAAGCGAAAACGCUUGCGAAACUUGAAGGCGACAUCCAAGAGGACAAGCCUACUGAUGACGGCGAGCGACAUAUCCCGCGCGAGUUGGUCAAGAGGAUAAGUGACUCGGAAAGCCGGUGUAUUCCUAGAGUCACGUCGCGAGAGGAGAAGCGGCAUGCGUCCGAGUUUGUUCCGGGUAUGCAGGUGCCGGGAGUGGAUGAGCGGGAGGGGGGUUGUGUGAUGGAUGAUCCGGCUGUGCAGAUGAAGAAGGAGGAGGUGGAGGAUGGUGCGGGUAGUAGUGUGUAUGGUAGUGAGGAUAAUGCUCAAGAAGACGAGAUCGAGAAGUUGACGAAAGCGAUAGCGGGGUUGAAACCAUUUCAGGAUCUACCGCCUCCGUCGUCGUCGCCGAAGAAGAAAGCGUUCGAGCGGCAGAGCGCUGUGCCAGUGGGGUUGGACGUAGCAAAGCUCGGGAAGGGGAAAGGGGGGUUGGGUGAUGGGGCUGGAUCUAAGACAAAGCCGGAGGAACUAGGUGGACGGACGCAAGUUGAGGCAGAAGCGGAGCUUUUGAAGGUACUCAAUGCGACGGAUGAAGGUACCGGUAAGGGUGGCGCGGGCGUGGGAACGUCGCAGGAGAACUCAUCGGCAGAGUCUUUUGCGACGGUUUCUUCGGAUGACUACGAACAGAUUCGGGCGGAAGAUGAGCUUGCGUCGGAGCAGAAUGGCGUGAAAAGGCGGUGGUACAAGGGCUUCCGUAAAGUCUGA
Alternaria hordeiaustralica is the source of this 1704-nucleotide messenger RNA. RefSeq lists its product as uncharacterized. The transcript has a single exon. The record is from RefSeq and is a predicted model, not a curated record. Bases 1 to 1704 code for a protein of 567 amino acids. NCBI's taxonomy places the organism in Eukaryota, Fungi, Ascomycota, Dothideomycetes, Pleosporales, Pleosporaceae.